Morone saxatilis (striped sea-bass) is the source of this 1676-nucleotide messenger RNA. RefSeq names its product urotensin 1 (gene ucn1). NCBI's taxonomy places the organism in Eukaryota, Metazoa, Chordata, Actinopteri, Moronidae. The transcript has a single exon. The coding region runs from base 1 to 438 and encodes 145 amino acids. The record is from RefSeq and is a predicted model, not a curated record. Gene Ontology annotation, molecular function: hormone activity. Gene Ontology annotation, cellular component: extracellular region.
AUGAAGCCAGUCCCCCUGCUCCUGCUCCUCUCCUCGGUCCUCCUCUCAUCGCACCUCCGCCCCGCCGCCGGCAGACCGCGCAUCCUCCCCGGCUGGCUGGAUGGCAGCGGCCGCCUCCAGACGCAGCAACUGGACGAAGUGCUCCUCAGAGCGGCCGCCGCCGGGGACAGCACCGCCUCGGAUCUCCUGGGCGACAACAUCCUGAGGUUUCUCCAAAGGAGGAACCUGAACCCUCUGCGCCUCCUCCCACCACAAGAGGAGAGCGAGGAUGAGGCGGUGAGGACGGCGGUGCAGCUGUUGAAACGGAGCGAAGAUCCGCCGCUGUCCAUCGACCUGACCUUCCACCUGCUGAGGAAUAUGAUCCAGAUGGCCAAGAUGGAGAGCCAGAGGGAGCAGGCUCAGCUCAACCGCAAAGUCCUCGACGAGGUCGGGAAGUAAAGCUCUAUUAUCUUAUUUUUUUUAAAUGCCUCAUUAAAACAGCCCAACCGCUGUCUAAGUAUUCAAGACCUCUAACAUUAGUUGUUGUUUGUGCGCCUGCCUUCUUCUCCACAUCAUUUUACGCACAGAUGGUGCCAAAUUACGCAUCACAGCAGCCGCGAGUAAAAUGUAAAAUCUUAAGUGUUAUUUAAAGACUUUGUUGGAAAACAUGGAAACGGACUUCUCAGACUCCCUCCACCGUCCCCCCCUGGCUUCACCCUCACCCCUCCUCACCCCUCCUCACACACACUCUUCUCCGCACUGGACUUUUGGGAAACUGACGGGUCUUACUGGAUUUCAAACUUUAACAUUGGGACACAUUUAAUCCGGAUAUAAGCAGCGCUGUUCUUUGUCAUUUGUCUCUCUGAUCAAAUGUUUUGAUGCUGUGAAGUGGAAAUGACAGAUCACAAGUUACCAAAAUUCUCAAACUCAAUAUUUCCAGAGUUUGUACUCUUUUGCUAAAUUACAGUCUGACUUUAUUGAGCUCUUUCUCGUCAGCAAAUUGGGUGAGCUCGGUGUUAAAAUGCUUGUGUGGAACAUUUUAAUGAUGCUCAUGAUAUUUACCCCCUUUUAUAGAGUCCUUGCUUAGGCUGCAGCUACAUGAGUCUAAUGUCAGGUGCAUUAUGGGUGCCACCACGCAACUGAAUUGGUGUUGUGUAGAAACCAUCUAAAAUAUUAUUAUUAUUAGUGCUGAUUGAACUCUGGUCUCCAGUUUAUGAUCACAAUAAGGUAAAUAAAGAACAAAAUACUCACUUACUAUCUUCAUAUAACAUACUUAAGGCUGAUCCUUCCUGUUUGCCGUCCACAUCCUCUCACUAGUUCAUAUAAAUGACAAAUUCAUACACUACUACUAAAACAAAGGGGUAAUUAUGUGAUUAUAAGAUAGAAACAUUCAAAACUCCUCUCUGUGGAUAUCCAACUGUCCUCUGUUAUUGAUUAAUAUCCUGGGAUUGAUGGGAUUGGUUUGAAAAUGGAUCUGAGGUGGAAGGAAAGAGAAAACGCACUUUAUGUUGAUUUGUUUGUCGCCUCUUACCUUCAUCCUCUGUUCUGUCCCUUUUUAGUUUCAGCGGGAGCACUAUCACCUGUACUGUAUCAACUGUAGCAUGCUAAUCUACAAAAAAAGUAAGAAAAAAAGCUUUAUUUUACCGUAAACAUUCACGUCUGACACUGAUCACAUUGUAUUUGUUUUAGCAAAGGAA